AUGGAAAUCGCAAGACUCCACAAAUACUACAGAUUAUCCUAUAAUUCUGGCCCCCAAUGGCUGGUUGGUAAACAAUUAUUAUCUUCGCUUCAGUUAGCGUUAAUGAAUAAGAAAAUCAAAUGACAUAAGUAUAAACUAACCUUGUUUCCAAUGGAAAUAAUCUUUUCUUUCUUUCUUUUUUGGUUUCAGUUGUAUCAGUAUCUGCUGGUUGAUGCCAAGUUGAGACACAUGUUUAACUUGGGUCCGUUGUGUGGUGUUGUUACGUUUAUCACCUUGCUCAUGACGUUGAUCGUUAUCGUUUGUUCACUUGUGAGUGCAAAAGCGACCGUCUCGAAUCAGAAGGACUUCCUGGAGUUGCAGAAAGAGGCAGACAAGGUAUUGCGAAUAAUAAUGUCCGGAAAUGAAUCUCGAGGCGAGAUAUUAGUAAUUGCGUGUAAUUUACAGAAAAUCCCGCGGAGGAAAAGCAUGGCGGACAUUAGACCGAUCUACAAUUGUAUUCAUAAGCACUUACGCGACUUAAGUUCUCUGUAUUUCGACAGCUUGGUAAGGAACGUCUCGAGUUGGAGAUUCUGUGUAGUAGAAUAAAUUGUAUCAACAAACUGCUAAAACCCGAGGUAAGAUGCAAAAAGAUUCGCAACGUUUUCGACGUUAUCGCAGAUGAAAUACGAAAUAAGACAAGUUACUUCCUUAACAAUUGGAAAUUUUAUGUUUCUUUCUCAUGUUGCACCGAAUAUCACAUGUGUAAAAUUGAUUUCAAUGCUUAUCUGCUUAAUCUUAAAUUAAAUAAUUUUAGAAAAUCAUGGAACUCUCAGAAGUUCACUUCGUUACGAAAUCCGAAUCUACCUAGGGACGAUGUAUUAAAAAUUCAAAGAAUAAGAUUGAACACUUGCUAUCUAUUCUUCGCGUGCAUGCACACUGUUAGUUGA
Heterotrigona itama is the source of this 926-nucleotide messenger RNA. The record is from the annotation of a GenBank genome assembly. Lineage: Eukaryota; Metazoa; Arthropoda; Insecta; Hymenoptera; Apidae.